AUGUGGACCUUCCUCGAAGGUACUCUUCCUAACUUCUUUGCUGAUGAUUUAGCAUGCGUGCUGGGAGACGAUGAAAUAAUAAAGAGAAAUAUUCUUCAUACUGAGCUUUUAAAAGAACGACAACGAGCAGAAGAAGCACGUCGUGUCGGCGAAGAGGAUAUAACAUUAUAUAAUAUAUCAAUUUCAUUCGCUAUUCUAUGUGCUGCUUUACAUGAAGGAGAAAAUCAACCGGAUGAAAUAGCCCAAGAAAUAAUGCAAACAAUUUUACUCAUAAUUGAUCCUCUUCUUCGUCUACAUGCAUUAGCUAUCAUUUUGCACUUGUCACAAUAUUACAGAAUAUCAGAGAAUAAUCUCGCUUGGAUAUCGAAAGAAUCUCAAAUAUCACUCAAUUCUCAUGCUUUACUUUUUCUUAUCUGGUGGACAGCAUUUGCUUGUCAUGCUGAUAUUCGAAUAAUUUAUUACUAUGCUAAUCGAUUAAUUGAUUAUCUAUUUAGGAAUAUAAAUACGGAUUCAACUGAUAUUCAACAAACUGUUUGUCAAUCAUUAUUACAAGCAUUAGAUCAUGAAAUUUAUCCAUAUGUACGCCCACGUAUAUCUCAAUUUAUUCGUCAAAGUCAAUGGUUCGAUUCGUCCAAUCUCGCUGAAAUAUUACAAAUGUAUUCUUCAUCAUCAUUCAAUCCAUUGAUUGGAAUUGAUUCAAAUAGAAUUUUUCAAAAAGAAUCCACAUCGACUCUAUUAGCUUCAAUGUAUUUAAUGCAAUUAAGUAUCGAUCUUCUCUAUUUACCUGAUCAACUCAAUAUUUCAAGUGCUCAUCGAGUAGUAUCAGAAGAAGCAGCGAUAGCUAUUAAUUAUCUUUUACAAGCUAGUAGAACAGCUACAAAUGAUUAUCAUUCAUUAGAACGCAUUCUAUCACAAUGUGAAUUCAUUGAAAAAUCAGCCCAACAUUUCUAUCUGGCCGAUCCUGGAAAAGCUAUUGUGCUUGCUCUCAUUGUUAAUCGAUCUAACUAUCCAUUUAUACCUUUAUUUACUCUAAAUGAAGCUCAAGCAUGUUUGAAAAAUAUUUUAACAAAAGUAAUCGAGAAUCCGAUUGAUGUUCAUUUUUCUGAUGAAAUAUUAGCAAUAAUAAUAAAACAUUAUUAUCAUGGAAAAUCUACAAACGAAGAUAAUGAUCAAUUGUUGUUAAUUGAAUUGCAACAAUUAACAUCAAGAAUAAUGGUUACAGAGGCAGCUGAUAGAGCUAUUCUUCGUUGUCGUUGUUUACAGAAAGUGAAACAAUUAUUACAGGAACUUAUCGAUCUUUUCCAUGGUCAACACAUUCGACUCUAUCGCGCACUUAUGUCAAUUGUUGUCGAUUUUCGAACAACAAUCACAAUCUGUUCAAUUGCGUCCGAUUUAAUAUGUUCUUAUCAACAAGAUUUACUACCUUUGUUUGCACGAGAACUAUGCAAUAUCAAUCUUUGGAGCGAAUGUUCGAAGGGUGUGGGGUGUGGGUGUGGGUGUGGGUGUGUGGGUGUGGGUG
This is a messenger RNA of Rotaria sp. Silwood1, 1519 nucleotides long. The record is from the annotation of a GenBank genome assembly. Lineage: Eukaryota; Metazoa; Rotifera; Eurotatoria; Philodinida; Philodinidae.